This is a messenger RNA of Pimephales promelas (fathead minnow), 1059 nucleotides long. It is a transcript of the gene mtfp1, whose product is annotated as mitochondrial fission process 1. Gene Ontology annotation, biological process: mitochondrial fission. NCBI's taxonomy places the organism in Eukaryota, Metazoa, Chordata, Actinopteri, Cypriniformes, Leuciscidae. Gene Ontology annotation, cellular component: mitochondrion. The record is from RefSeq and is a predicted model, not a curated record.
ACGGUGCCUGAGAACCUGAGGUCGAGUAUGGCGCGCCUGAGUGUGUGUGAAGAACAUCAGAUCUCAACAUCUCUGAUCUGACCGAGUCGUGCCUCAGAUAUCACACACACACACACACGGGUCAGUAUGGAGCACUCGCCCGAGAAACAAGUGGAUAUUUACCGAGACACGUGGGUCAGAUUUCUCGGCUAUGCUAACGAGGUUGGUGAGGCGUUCCGCGCGCUGGUGCCCGUCAGCGCCGUGUGGGCCAGUUAUGCCGUGGCCACUGCAUACGUGUCCGCCGACGCGCUGGAUAAAGGCAAGAAGGCAGCGGCGGCUCAUGCCGAGGAUGCUGGGAAGGCGGCUCGUGUGGGCGUGGCUGUGGUCGACACCUUCAUAUGGCAGGCUCUGGCUUCAGUGGCGAUCCCGGGGUUCACCAUCAACCGUGUGUGUGCCGCGUCUCUCUUCCUGCUGGCGAAAACCACACGCUGGCCACUUCCUGUGCGCAAGUGGACCACCACUGCCAUCGGCCUCUCCACCAUCCCCUUCAUCAUCAAGCCCAUCGACAGGUCUGUUGAUUUCCUUUUGGACUCCAGCCUGCGGAAACUCUACAGUAAAGGAGAAAAACCUGAAUGAGCCUCGUCACAGCACUGACCCCUGACCCCCGACCCCCAAGACUGGUGCUGGUCUUUGAUCAAGAGCAGAAAAGUGUAUCGUGUUAACUAUAAACUGUGACCUUCAAAUCCAAACUCUCAAAGACCUUAAUUUGCAUGUGUCUUACUUUCCAGUAAUUUUGUUUUUGUUUUAUUGCAUGGAUUGAAUUACAGCUUUUUAAAGUCAUUAUGUUAGUGGUGAACGGUGGAAGAAUCUAGUAAUGUAUGUUUCAAAACUGUGCAAAUGAUAAACUAGUGAAGCAGAGUUUCUGAGUUCUGUAAUAUAAAAUAAAUGUAUUUUACUGUGUAAUAUCUGAUGAUCUGUCAUGAGGUGCCGUUUCUCAUCAAGCCUAUGCAAGUUCAGUUCUGACGGUUCUGCAGGAACACAAAAUAUGGCAUUACAAAAUAAACAUAUUUUCAAGUACAA